This is a messenger RNA of Sus scrofa (pig), 1437 nucleotides long. NCBI's taxonomy places the organism in Eukaryota, Metazoa, Chordata, Mammalia, Artiodactyla, Suidae. The record is from RefSeq and is a predicted model, not a curated record.
AGGGGUAUGGGGAGGGCUCAGGGCAGAACGGGUUGCCUCCAGCCUCCUUACCCCUGCCACAGAGCCUGGCCUGGUUAAGCCCAGAGCCAGGAAACAGGCAGACUUUGGAUCCAGUUCCUUUGUGCAGCUGGGAGGCCCCUGGCAAGUUACCCAAUUCUCUGGGCCUCCGUUUUCUCAGUCAGACGAGCAGGACAGUAACAUCGGCCUCACUGGGUGCUAGAGGGACAGAGCCACCACUUUGCACGAUACCCAGUACCCAGGAGGUGCCCUCUUCAUUUGGCAGAAUUUACUGUGGGCCUACUAUGUGCUGGGCACACUAGGCGUAGUUCCCAGGGGGAUAUAGUGGAAGUGGGACCAACCAGACCACUGAGCCCACAGAGCGGAUAAGACAAGGACAGAUGGGAGGAGCACAGUGGAGGGUGGGAGCAGGUGCCUCAGGGGACAGAGGGAAGCCCGACUGAUUCAACUCCUACAAAAGUCCUUGUAGGAGCCGCCUGUAUCGGGGCCGGGGAUACAGGAAUGAAUGAAUGAGUGGCUGCGGCAAUGAAUGAGUGAAUGAACCAGCAAACGUGGAAGGUGGGCCAACACAGGGAGAAAAGGGGAAGGGCAGGGCGGGCGGCCUGCAGCAUGCAGCAGGCGCUUACUCAGUGCUGGCCGAGGGCAGGGAGGGAGCAGAGCCUGUGCCCAGGGGCUGUGUCCUGUCUUGCAGUGGAGAACAUGGCUCACUGUGAGUUCCCCCUCCUAAGAGACCUGCUCAUCCGCUCCCACCUCCAAGACCUGAAGGACAUUACCCACAAUGUCCACUACGAGAACUACCGCGUCAUCAGGCUGAACGAGAGCCACGCACUGCCCCGUGGGCCUGGCUGGGUGAACCUGGCCCCUGCCCCUGCCCCCACUCCCACCCCUGCCAGCCCCCGGACCAGCCCUGGGCUCACGAAGGUCUGCCGGUGGGCCCAGGACAACUCAGACGAGGACUCCUGAGCACGGGUGCAGCCCAGGGCCCGCGGGGCUCCCCGAGUCCUCGGCAGUCCCCCAACACACACCUGUGUCCCAGAGCAUGUAUUAAAAGUGGACAAUGCUUUUUAUGAAAAGCUGUGCUUUGAAAGCAAAAGGUGUUUUGUAAGUGACUUCUCUCAGCUCUUCUCAAAUCAAAAUACAGUUCUUUGUAAAGUGACAGGGUGAGACCCCCCGCCCUUGGGCUUCUUGAAGAUCUGGGCGGGCCUGCUGCCCAGAACCAGAGUCAAAUUCUAAAUUGCACUCUGCUGUCCCCAACCCCUCCGUCCUGGCACGGGGCACCAUAAACAGUUAAAAACUCCCCAUCUUUGGAGUUCCCGUCAUGGCUCAGUGAGUGGUUAACAAACCCGACUAGUAUCCAUGAGGAUGCAGGUUUGAUUCCUGGCCUCACGCAGUGGGUUAGAUCCCACACUGCUGUGAGCU